AUGCCCAGAUUACUUGCUACCCAGUCUCACGUUGUGCAUGGGUACGUCGGCAACAAAGCAGCUACAUUCCCGCUGCAGUGUCUCGGGUGGGAUGUCGACUGUUGUAACACAGUUCAGUUUUCUAACCACACUGGAUAUGGUAUGGACAAAGUUUUUGGGACGAUUACGACUCAAGAUCAAUUGAAUCAACUGUUGUCCGGUUUGUUCCAGGAGUUCUCAAAGGACUACGAUGCACUUUUGUCCGGCUACCUUCCCAAUGCCGAGUCUGUCGAGUGCAUGGGGAGACACUACUCUAAAUUUAAGAGAGACAAUCCGAACACUCUGUGGCUGAUGGAUCCGGUUAUGGGUGACGAGGGAGAAUUGUACGUCAAUGAGGAUGUGAUACCGAAGUACAGAGAACUUGCAUUGUCUUCGGAUAGCGGGGUUGACAUCAUAACCCCAAAUCAGUUUGAACUGGAGAUAUUGUGCGGAAAAAAGAUUAACUCGUUGUCGGACUUACAAUCUGCGUUGUCCUUCCUUCAUGAGAGUAUACCGAUCAUCAUAGUAACGUCCUGUACUCCAAAAAUAUUUAACGAUGAUGGCUACAUAUAUUGUGUCGCAUCGAUGCGUAACGAGCAGGCAAGGAUAUUCCAUAUACCACUGAUAGAUUCGUAUUUUACCGGUGUCGGUGACCUUUUUUCAGCGUUGAUAGUAGAUCGAGUUUUCAAGAUGUUACAGAACGAGUCGUCUCUGCCUAGUUUUGAGGAUCAAAUCAACGACGUAAUAAAUGUCAUUCAAAGAGUCCUCCAUGUCACGAAAGCGCUCUCCAGUGGGGAUGUUAAGGGCAAAAUGGGUAGUGUAAAGGGAAUGAAGAGCGCGGAGUUGAAGAUUAUAGAAUGCAGAGACCUAUACGACACGACACCAUUGGAAAAGGCAAACUUCUACAGCAUUAUAAAUGAUCAGACUUUUUUCCACCAUAAACUGGAAUAA
Huiozyma naganishii CBS 8797 is the source of this 969-nucleotide messenger RNA. RefSeq names its product putative pyridoxal kinase BUD16 (gene BUD16). Gene Ontology annotation, cellular component: cytosol. Gene Ontology annotation, biological process: pyridoxal 5'-phosphate salvage. The record is from RefSeq and is a predicted model, not a curated record. The transcript has a single exon. Bases 1 to 969 code for a protein of 322 amino acids. Gene Ontology annotation, molecular function: pyridoxal kinase activity. Lineage: Eukaryota; Fungi; Ascomycota; Saccharomycetes; Saccharomycetales; Saccharomycetaceae.